CUGGGGUAUGCUGUAAUGGCGUUGUGGUGUAUGAAAAAUCAUAUUACGUCAUAUCAAAAAAACUAUUUCAAAGAUGAAACUUUUAAGUAUGAGACAAAAAUUUUUCUCUUUAGCAAAAUAAAAGAGCAAUUAACGACGUUACAGAAUGAAGACGGUAGCUUCGGAAAUAUUCACACAACUGCCAUUUUAAUGCACGCGUUAUUUUCCGUGGAUUUAAACGUCAGCAUCGCGAAAGACCGGAUUGUAAGGAAAGCCGUUGAUUAUAUCAUUUCGCAACAAAACCAAGAUGGAUCCUUCGGGGAUAGUUUGGCAACAUACUUAAUACUUCCAAUACUAAAUGAAAAAACAUUUCUUGAUUUGGGAAAUUUAAGUUGUCCCAUGGUCGAACCACGCAACGUUACAAUGCAGGAAGAAAUCGAUUCUAAAAAACUCUCGAAGCACCGUGUUAGCUACUUUAUUUUCGUUGGACAAGACAAAGAUAUCAUUUCUAAUAUGUUGUUGAACGUUCCCGUUAAUUCGACGUUUUACGAUGUCAUGCGAUUAGCUUCAGAAUUAGAUANUGAAACAUCUUUCUUAUGA
Centruroides sculpturatus (bark scorpion) is the source of this 579-nucleotide messenger RNA. Its product is annotated as transcobalamin-2-like. The coding region runs from base 16 to 579 and encodes 187 amino acids. Gene Ontology annotation, molecular function: cobalamin binding. Gene Ontology annotation, biological process: cobalamin transport. The transcript is spliced from 4 exons. NCBI's taxonomy places the organism in Eukaryota, Metazoa, Arthropoda, Arachnida, Scorpiones, Buthidae. The record is from RefSeq and is a predicted model, not a curated record.